AUGGAAUACAUGAAUUUUGCCUGGAUUAAAGAGACUCGUCCAAAUGACUGCCCCCCUGGUCCCAAACCCCACACUGGGGCUUCAGGGUCAAGCUUGCAGGUGACAUCUGGGGAACGGCUUCGAUCCUUGAAAUCUAGUCUUCGUACACUUUCUGGUAGACCCUACCAGCAGCAUCUCCUUGGCACAUCACUUCCUCAUCUGGAGAAAAAGCCACCGGUUCAAAACCCUGUGAAGACCAGCAGCCAUAAGGACAUCCUGCCCCGUAUUCCUCCAGUUAUCCACAAUGCUCCUCCUGUGAUCCCGCCACUCAGCGCUGACGAUAGGCCUCGGACCUCGAAAUUCAGGUCCACAGUUGAGAACCUGCCGGAAUGCGUCAACAACAGGACGAGUGCGGGACCCUACAUUGGAGCAAAGUUACUGCCCCUAACACCAAAAGAGGCACUGAAAAUGUUCAGGGAUAACCUCACAGAGUUUGAGCGGGAAGAAAUCACCAACUUCCCGGAAAUAUACUACCUUGGUCUCGAUGCCCAGAAGAUCAAGGCAGUUGAAGGGACUGCCCAAAAUAAUGGCUUUGAUGAUGAGAAUGGCACGUACAUCAAGGUUUUGCAUGAUCACCUUUAUUACCGCUAUGAAGUUCUGGAGGUAAUUGGAAAGGGAUCAUUUGGCCAAGUCCUGAAAUGUAUGGAUCAUAAGAACAAAGAACUGGUGGCUCUUAAGAUUCUUCGCAACAAAAGAAGAUUCAAGCACCAAACCCUGGUUGAAGUCAAGAUCUUGGACCUGUUGGGCAAGAAAGAUCAGAACAACUGCUUCAACAUUAUUCAUAUGAAGGAGCACUUUAUGUUUCGUGAUCAUUUAUGCAUCACCUUUGAGCUUCAGGGGGAUAACCUUUAUGAGACCAUAAAGAAGAACCGCUAUCAGGGCUUCAGCCAAGCCAAAGUGCGUCGCUUGACUCAUUCCAUCCUUCAGUGCCUGCAGGUGCUUCAUAAUGAGAGGAUAAUCCACUGCGACCUAAAGCCGGAGAACAUUGUCACCCAGAACGACUCGGAGAACAUCAAAGUGAUCGAUUUUGGAUCUAGUUGCUUCGAUCAUGAGAGAGUGUACUCUUACAUCCAGAGCCGCUUCUACCGUUCCCCUGAGAUCAUCCUGGGUUGCGGCUAUGGCUUGGAGAUUGAUAUGUGGAGCCUUGGCUGCAUCGUUGCGGAGCUGUACACCGGCGUGCCCCUCUUUCCUGGCGAGAAUGAGCGGGACCAGCUUGCCCUCAUUAUGGAGGUGCUGGGGGUGCCUCCGGAGGAGGUGCUUCAGACUGCACCAAGGAGGAAAAGGUUUUUCGAGCUUUAUGGUAAACCAAGGCCCUACACCAGUAGCAAGGGCAAGACCAGAAAAACUGGCUCUAAAGAUCUGGCCAGUGUUCUGAAGACCUCGGACCCGCUCUUUUUGGAUUUCAUCAAGGGCUGCCUUGCUUGGGAUCCAAGACAGCGGAUGACUCCGGAUGAGGCCCUGCAGCAUGGCUGGUUCAAGGAGGCCCAAAACAGGUGCCGGACAAGAAUCCGGACAUCCAGGAAGACGGUUGUGGUCAACACCCCUCCCCCGUCAGCGCCCAAGAUGAUGCCCAGUCCUCCUAAGGGCACUGAGAGGCAGGCCCCACUGCUUGCCGUCUACAAGGUGACGAUGUACCCCAAGGAGGCGAUUGGGACUUCCUCCAGGCAGGGGAUCACAAAGGCCUUGAGAUCAAUCACACCAGCGGCUGGGAAGAACCUCAUGCAGGUGCCUGAGAAAUCCAUCUCUGGCAAGACCUACAAGCGGGGCUCUGGGAAGACCAAAAGGCAGAGCCCCGGGAGGGACAAGCUGGCUUCUCCAGACCGCCACUCUACAUCCAGGUCAAGGAUCAAGGUCCCCAGCAGUGGUGGCAGCAGGUGUGAGGUGGCCAAACCAAAGUCGGCCAAAGUUAUCAUCCCCACACCCCCCAUGGAUAACAGACCUGGAUCUUUACCAAGUCUGGCCCCGCCUCAACUGAGAGGCAACAACUAGGGCUCUGUUUUGAGGGUGGUAAGGUGGUAUUGAUUUGCCCAUCCUUCUCGUGUGUAUCCAUUCUUGACGCAAAGGGCCUCGAUCCACCCAAUUUUCAGGAAUAUUUGGACACACGGGAGAUAUUGACAACUUAACACCUAAGUUACCCCUCGCCCUCAAACUGAAGCCCUCCAUUAGGCCUACUGGCGAUAGGGUCAAGGAUGAUGCUUGAUUCGUGUGUGUGUGUUAAGGAAAUCACAAUGCUAUCACACAGCUGAUGUUUGUUAAGAAAUUAAUGGAUAAAUAAUUCAACCAAACCUUCACACCAUGCUAAAGCGGAAUUUUAACAUUGAGUGCGUAUCACUGAAAGUGAUCUACGCACCUCUGUAAUAUAAUUAGGUCUUCCUUUAUUACCCAUUCUUUGAAUUGGCCACUGAACUACUGAGUGCGGAUCAUUGUUUUUGACAUACGCACCUUUGGUUUAUAUUAUCAAUUCUAAAAAUAUAGCAUUUCUAAAAUUCUAGAUUGAUGGCACAAGACACUGAAUGCUGAAUUCUGAAGACAUUGAGUGCAGAUCAAGCGUUGGGUCUAUGCACCUUUGUAACAUAAUUCUGUCUUCUUUUGUCACCGAUCGUCUGAAUAAAACCACUGAGUGCGGGUCAUUGUUUUGAUUUACGCACCUGUGGUGACCUGAGUGAAUGUGAUGUGAUGUGAUGUGAUGUGACGUGUUAUGAUGUUUUGAACAAGCAACAUCAUUGACCUUAUGCCCUUGUAAAUUGUCAAACCAGAAGUAUAGACACAAUUAGACGCCCUCUUCAUCAUAGACCCAAUUUGACCCCUCACAGCAAUGGAAAAGUUCAAUCAAUCUCACUCUUUUGGCAUCCCUGAAUGCACCUGUUGUGCUUGACCAUCAUAACAGAGUGACCCCUCCUCUUUAGUCCCCCACAAUAUCCCCAUCUCUCCCCAUGGCACCAUCCAUACGAUCCACUUAAAAUAACAGUUCCCCAUA
Sardina pilchardus (European sardine) is the source of this 3016-nucleotide messenger RNA. RefSeq names its product dual specificity tyrosine-phosphorylation-regulated kinase 4-like. The record is from RefSeq and is a predicted model, not a curated record. Gene Ontology annotation, cellular component: cytoskeleton; cytoplasm; nucleus. Gene Ontology annotation, molecular function: protein serine/threonine kinase activity; protein serine/threonine/tyrosine kinase activity; ATP binding. The coding region runs from base 1 to 2028 and encodes 675 amino acids. The transcript has 13 exons. Lineage: Eukaryota; Metazoa; Chordata; Actinopteri; Clupeiformes; Clupeidae. Gene Ontology annotation, biological process: peptidyl-serine phosphorylation; peptidyl-threonine phosphorylation.